CUUACUUCCAACUGUCUUUCACCGUCAUCCUGUCAUACUCUUAACCAUCCCAUUCACACAUUCAGACAUGUUACCCAGACAUUCAGACGUCUACCUUCGACACCCGAACCAAGUCACUUGACAAGAAUCAAAAAUAAACUAACGGCUAAUGCUUCUGUCUUCAAUAGGCUAACCCGUUCCCCGCAUCUACACCCCCAGUCCUCGUGUCGGAUGCUCGGGUUGCAUUGGAGACGGGUCGGGGACUAGCGUUCAAGCCUUUCCUUUUCCUCCCAUCGUCUCUUCCUGCGCCCAUGCAGUCCAAAUGUCGGAUCCAGAGAACUCUUCAAUACAUCGGUUAUUGACUCUGGAACGUGCGGACGAUGUGCCUGGGUGCAAGUGGAGACUGGUUCUGAGACUCCGCUACGAAGGGUCUCUUCCCCUAUUAAAGAAGCCCCGCCGCCUCCAUAAAAAAUCUUGAAAGUCUGGCAACUCAGUCCCACUCUGUCCACGCCGGGUUCCGAAGAAUUGAAUUACUCGACCGGGCCAACCUCUUCUUUACUUUUCUUUUUCUGGGCUCUAGCCUUUCGGUCAAUCUUCUAGCCACACGGCCGUUGAACACUCAAUUCGAGCCCACCCCGCCCGCUCACCAGCCCGGUCUCCUUUUCUCCCUCCGCACUGCUUGGGGACCGCAAUUUACCCUCGCCAUGGCUUCCACCAAGGCGGACGAUGUCGUCCAGCCGGCGUACGACUCGCCGCAGCCCUCUGCGAAAGAUCGUCGGGAUUCGACCUCCUCCGUGGCCAAGGUCAUUGAAAAUGCAAAGGCGGCCACGGAAAAGGAACGGAGCAUGACCCUGUUACAGGGGAUCAAGACCUACCCCAAGGCCGUCGCCUGGAGCGUCCUCAUUUCCACCUGUAUUGUCAUGGAAGGCUACGACAUUAGUCUGGUCAACAACUUUUACGCCUUUGACCAGUUCAAUCGCAAGUACGGUGAACUGACGUCGAAAGGAGAGUACGAAGUGCCAGCACGGUGGCAAGCCGGUCUCAGCAACGGUGCGUACGUCGGAGAAAUCAUCGGUCUCUUCAUCAACGGUUGGGCGUCGGAACGCUUCGGAUACCGCUACACCCUGAUCGCCUGUCUCAUUUUGAUCACCGCGUGGACCGCAAUCUUCUUCACCGCUCCCAACGUGCAAGCGCUGCUCGCCGCCGAGAUCCUCGCGGGUAUCCCCUGGGGCGUCUUCCAGACGCUGACCGUCACCUACGCGUCCGAGGUCUGCCCCGUUGCGCUACGCGGGUAUCUGACCACCUAUGUCAACUUCUGCUGGGGUCUAGGACAGCUGAUCGGAGUGGGAGUGAUCAAGGCCAUGAUCCCCCGCACCGACGAAUGGGCGUAUCGCAUCCCGUACGGUCUGCAGUGGAUGUGGCCGGCGCCGCUCCUCGUCGGGAUAGCCCUCGCCCCCGAGUCCCCCUGGUGGCUCGUCCGCAAAGGCAAAGCGCAAAAAGCCAAGCAAGCCCUGCUCCGACUGACGAGCGUAAACCGCGAGUCCGACUUUGACGCCGACGAAACCAUCGCCAUGAUGGUCCACACCACGGCCCUCGAGAAGCAAAUCACCCACGGCGCCAGCUACAUGGACUGCUUCCGCGGCACCGACCGCCGCCGCACCGAGAUCGUCUGCAUGGUUUGGGCGAUCCAGAACCUCAGCGGCAACACCUUCUCCAACUACUCGACGUACUUCUUCAAGCAGGCCGGCCUCGAUCCGUCCAAGGCCUACGCCUUCGCAAUGGGCCAAUACGGCAUCAACAUGGCGGGCGUCUUCGGCGCCUGGUUCCUCAUGACCAUCGGGCUCGGCCGCCGCACGCUCUACCUCUACGGCCUGUGCGGCCUCUGCGUCAUGCUCAUCGUCAUGGGCUUCCUCGGCCUCGUCCCCGACGAACACCGCGACCAGAGCGCUCUCGCGACCGGCUCCAUGAUGCUCAUCUGGGCCAUGUUCUACCAGCUUACCGUCGGCACAGUCGCAUACUCCCUCGUCGCGGAGUUCUCCACCCGCCGUCUGCAAAUCAAGACGGUCGUGCUCGGCCGCAACCUCUACAACGUCGUGGCCAUCAUCUGCGGCGUGCUCACGCCCUACAUGCUCAACCCGGACGCGUGGGACUGGGGCAACUACGCCGGCUUCUUCUGGGGCGGCAUCUGCUUCUGCUGCAUCGUGUACACCUACUUCCGUGUGCCUGAGCCGAUGGGCCGCUCCUUUGCCGAGCUGGAUCUGCUCUUCGAGCGGAAUGUCAGCGCGCGGAAGUUCGCGAGCACCUCUGUGGAUGUCUUUGAUGAGACGAUUGAGAAUUCCACGCUGCCGGAUUAUUUAGCGCAGAAGGAGGGUGUCGAUGUUACGACUUCGGAGAAGAGGUCUGCUGUUUGAUGGGUUUACCUGAUUAAUACUGUCUGGGAAAGGGAAAUAUUACUUAAUACUCUU
Messenger RNA from Aspergillus candidus, 2444 nucleotides. RefSeq names its product putative MFS alpha-glucoside transporter. The transcript is spliced from 2 exons. Gene Ontology annotation, biological process: carbohydrate transport; transmembrane transport. Gene Ontology annotation, cellular component: membrane. Lineage: Eukaryota; Fungi; Ascomycota; Eurotiomycetes; Eurotiales; Aspergillaceae. The record is from RefSeq and is a predicted model, not a curated record. Gene Ontology annotation, molecular function: carbohydrate:proton symporter activity. Bases 684 to 2390 code for a protein of 568 amino acids.